AGCCGGCGCGGCGCGAAGCAAAGAGGCGCCAUUCGCGCGAGACCGGCGGCGAGGUGGUCGCGCGAAACAACAAACCACGCGGCGGAGGAAGGGUGAUCGACGACGGGAGAAGGGGUGGAAGAACGGACGUUUCUCCUCGGGGAAGGCGCAUACAUUUCGCGUCGUGAAAACGCGGCCGUGAGUGCGACGAAGCUUCAAUCAGCCGCGGCAUCUUCGUCUCUGUUUCCGCGGUCGCCGCAUCGUUGACGUUUGAAGAACGGUGUAAAAUAGCGAAAAAAUGGCAGCCCUCAUCGACAUUUUCGAGUGGAAUAGCAAUUAUCGUCUGCGACCGAGAAAGAAAUCCAGUUGACACUCGGGCGUGAGUGACGGAAGCGUGAGGAACGGAGACUCGGACGACAGAAGGGUGGGAGGGAGAGAGAAAGAGAACGGGAAAAGGAGGGCGGAACACGUGGUUCGCGAGGGAACAGCCAGGAUCGAGGUGCGUGCGUGGUUUAGUUACGCUCCUGGCGCACGUGCGUACGUGUAUUUUCCUCCCGAAUAUCGCCGUGAUGACAUGUGAAUGACAGAAAUUGGUGAGUGUUUACGAAUAAUAAUUGUCAACGUGGUAUAGUGACAUCGACGACAAUUUUCUUGCAAUUGUGAUGUCGCGAUUUAACAUCUCUCGAUCUUGUACAAAGAUAUCUUUAGUGACGUGCUUUAAUUUGUGAUUUUUCCGACAAUCUCGAAUUACGAAUAAGCGAAUAGUGAGAAUUUUCGUGUGUUUUUUAUGAACUCUGCAAAGUUAAUCGAAUAUUUAUAUUCGCGUGAAUGUCGUCAUGGCGUUUGGCGCCAUCUUACAAGUUACAUUCCUGGCCGCAAAGUUCGUCUGUUGACUCCGGUGGUGUUUAUUAUUCGCGCUCGGUCCGAUUCGCUUUCUCUCUCUCUCUCUCCCUUUCUCCCUCGCACGUAUCUACAACGCCGGCAGCUUGCUCUCUCUUUCUCGCUUUGUCGGACGAAAGAAAGAGAGAGAGAGAUAGAGAAAGAGAAAGCGCGUGCGCGCGCGGGCGGCGCACUCGCGGGGUCGCUUGUGUUUGGAACGUCGUGAACUUUUCUGCAAUGUGACGACGCGGGGGAUGAAUGGUUACUAGCGUCAUGUCGCAGAAGUGCACGCGUCUUGGAGCGAAUGCGCGAUCGAAACGCGAACGAGCGCCGGCCGAGGCGUCCUAAGUCGGCGACACGCGCGUCAGCGGAUCGACGAACGUUGGAAAAAUGCCGGCGACGCGACCGCCGCGCGACAGGCCCUUGUUGUUGUUGCUCUCGCUAUCGUUACAUCGAGACGAGUUCACGACCGUGCGCAGUGAUAUGUCGCGACGAACGAACGACGUCGCCACGGACUCCUGAAGCGAGCUUGGAAGUUGGUGUGCCUUCGCCGCGAGCCGGCUGGACGUUGCGCGUCUCGCUUACUGUGUCUAGGUUAGGUGUACCGGCACAUAACCUUAAAGCUCGAGCGGUACCAGAGAACCAGAGCAUCGCGUGUUGCUAUCCGCAGGAUUAUUAUUCGCGGGAAACGAUCGAAACGAGUUCGUACGCCGUCGACCGAGUUACGUAUUGGUUAUCUACGCAUUGGGUGAUCGGUGAGAUGGAGUGAACUGGGUGACGACGGGACAAUGAAGGCCAAUGGGACAAACAAUGGCUGUAGCCGCCUGAAUACGCCAUUGGCAGCCACCACCACGCUGGAGGAUCCGGGUACACCAGCCUCCUGGAAGGGCCCGCCGCCCGGCUCAGAGGCAUCGCCCUUUACACCUAAUUCUGUCGGUCAGGGCGGUGGUCCUGGCUCGGGUCCGUACAACAGCACAGGCGGUCCAUCCAGUAAUGCUGGCUUUCAAGGGCCAAGUCCGUUUCCCGGCAGUGCCGGUAGUCCGGCUGGUGCACCGCCGUACCAAGGACCACCACCUGGUUCGGCGACACCGCAAUAUACCGCUUCCCCCGCGCCAAGCGGUUCCUCAACGCCCGGUCCUGGACCUCCGCCUAAUUCCACCGGUUUUCCGCCACCUCCGAAUAACACCGGCCCGCCGUAUAACGGGCCCGGACCUAGCCCGUUCGGUUCACCUUCUGGAGGACCGCCGCAAUUCGUCGGUCGACCCGGCUCCUCGGGACCACCGUUUGUACCACCAGGUGCCGGCAAUCCGCACUUUCCCUCGCAUGGCCAGCCGUUUGGAGGACCGCAGUAUGGCAUUCCACCUGGAAGUCCAUUCGGACCGGGAGGUCACCCUAUGGCGGGACCCAUGGGUCCUGGACAUCCAGCGAUAAUGGGACCUGGCGGACCUGUCGACAGAUUGGAUCAAGGCGUGUACAUAUUCCCGCAGCUGCCGAAGAAGCCAUCAGGCAUUAACUCGUUGCGAAGCGCAAAGAGCGAAGACGCGCGCUCGCGUAUGUUUGACGCGACGCGAAAAUCUACGAAAGUGAAUUAUAUGUACAUACUUGGCGCGGGGUGUGACUGACGAAUCGAAUUGACAGAGAGCACUCGAGGAGAGGAUUCCUCGCCAAAGUUUUCC
Cataglyphis hispanica is the source of this 2534-nucleotide messenger RNA. RefSeq names its product proline-rich protein 2-like. Lineage: Eukaryota; Metazoa; Arthropoda; Insecta; Hymenoptera; Formicidae. Bases 1647 to 2480 code for a protein of 277 amino acids. The record is from RefSeq and is a predicted model, not a curated record. The transcript is spliced from 4 exons.